Molecule: messenger RNA, 616 nt
Organism: Ruditapes philippinarum (Manila clam)
Lineage: Eukaryota; Metazoa; Mollusca; Bivalvia; Venerida; Veneridae
Product: agrin-like
Exons: 5
Coding region: 95-559 (154 amino acids)
Biological process (GO): cell differentiation; multicellular organism development
Molecular function (GO): protein binding
Source: RefSeq, a predicted model, not a curated record
UUUAAGUCAUGAUUUAGAGAUAAGACUUAUUAUUAAUGUUACAUAAUCAUUAUCUAAUUUACAAUAGUUGAAUAUCUUUGUUGGAAUAGAUAAAAUGAAAUCAAUUUUUAUAUUGUCUGCUCUUUUUGCAGUUGCAUGUUGUCAGCAGAACUGGAAUGGCGGACAAAUGGAUUGGUACUGUGGUAUACUGUUUAAUGAAGACUGUCAGCAUCAUAACUUACAUGAGAAAUGUGGCACUGACGGCAUCACAUACAGAAAUAUGUGUGACCUUGGCAAAGCACACUGUAGGAAUAAUGUAACCAACCAGUUGCACGAUGGUCCAUGUGCACUAGGGCCAACUUCCACUACACGAAGACCCAGAAGAAGUUCUCUCCACGGAAGCGAAAUAGUCUUAGAUUUUCAGUGUGUUUUGCUCAGCCAUAGAGAUUGUCAACCGGCAUACAAUGAAAAGCUUUGCGGUACUGACGGCAGAACAUACCGCAAUUUUUGCGAAUACGAAAAGGCGAGAUGUACACACAGAGAUCUUCACGUUGCAAAAUUUGGAGACUGCAAUGCUUAAUUCUAAAAUGCAUAUUGUAUAGUUUUAGACAUUCAAUAUAGAUCAAAGAAAUGCUAA